AUGUCAUCUACAUCGACGCCCAUCGUGCAGUAUGUUCUGCUCAGAAAAGAUCUUCAGAAGCAGUUCAAGUAUUCUUUGGGGUCGGUGAUAGCCCAAGCCUGUCACGCAUGUAUAGCUGCUAAUGAGCUCUACAAAAGUCAACCCGAAACCAUUGAGUAUCUCGCUAAUUAUCAGCAAAUGCACAAGGUGGUGCUACAGGUAGAAGACGAAAAAGCCUUGCUAGACGCCGAAGAAAUGCUCAAACAAAACAAUUUAGAUUACCACAAAUGGAUGGAGCACCCUGAAAUGCUGCAAACCAGUAUUGCCCUUAGACCGUACAGUAAAGUGAAGGUAGAACAAAUUAUGAAGAGUUUCAAAUUGUUCAGGUAA
Messenger RNA from Nilaparvata lugens (brown planthopper), 369 nucleotides. Its product is annotated as putative peptidyl-tRNA hydrolase PTRHD1. The record is from RefSeq and is a predicted model, not a curated record. Bases 1 to 369 code for a protein of 122 amino acids. Lineage: Eukaryota; Metazoa; Arthropoda; Insecta; Hemiptera; Delphacidae. The transcript is spliced from 2 exons. Gene Ontology annotation, molecular function: peptidyl-tRNA hydrolase activity.